AUGCCCAUUGAAGUCGAUCCGCCUGCGAAGAUUACGUGGGACUCGAGGGACGAUUGGGCGAGUGUGCUCGCGCUCUUUGUGGAGAGCGGAAGGACGGAUUUUAAGCCGAUAUCAACUACUUCAAGGGGACCGUUCGCACCCAAGAACCUUUGCAACCACGCACCCUUCGUGCUCAUUCACGACCACCCGGCAUUUGACAGCUCGCGCACCAUCAAUUCACUUUGUUCACGCAUCACGCAUCAUUCCACUCCUGUUCGUGUAUCUCAUGCACGACCAUACCCGCGCCGUCGAUCGGUGCACCCUCAGCACAUAUUCAAACCACUAAUGAGCAACAUCCAUCGCAUCAGCAUCGUCCACAUAAUCUCCAGCAUCACAAUUCACUUACGUCUAUCACGUCGUUUUCUUGGUACAAUCCGUCAGUGCCAUGUCGGCUUGCCGCAUCUAUACCUCUUCCCCGCCUCUAUUCAGCUUGUCGAGUACAAGGUUGCCCCCUUGAUUUCGCUUUCGCUUUCGUUCGCUUUUUCGUUUAUCGAAAACAUUUGGUUUGAAUUAUCUUUAUCUACGGCUUGUGUCUUGUGCGAUACAAUGGUAUCCACGCACCCAGAUUUGGUUGAGAUAGAAAACGACGAAAAGUCGAGAUUAGGGGGAGCGAAGCUUGGACAGUUUCAUUGA
Messenger RNA from Laccaria bicolor S238N-H82, 672 nucleotides. RefSeq lists its product as uncharacterized. The transcript has 3 exons. Lineage: Eukaryota; Fungi; Basidiomycota; Agaricomycetes; Agaricales; Hydnangiaceae. The record is from RefSeq and is a predicted model, not a curated record. The coding region runs from base 1 to 672 and encodes 223 amino acids.